Messenger RNA from Anguilla anguilla (European eel), 3893 nucleotides. RefSeq names its product glucoside xylosyltransferase 2 (gene gxylt2). Bases 181 to 1509 code for a protein of 442 amino acids. Gene Ontology annotation, biological process: protein O-linked glycosylation via N-acetylgalactosamine. Lineage: Eukaryota; Metazoa; Chordata; Actinopteri; Anguilliformes; Anguillidae. The record is from RefSeq and is a predicted model, not a curated record. Gene Ontology annotation, molecular function: UDP-xylosyltransferase activity. The transcript is spliced from 7 exons.
CCCUCCUCCUGGAGUAAUUUUGUGUGGAUGUGUUCGGUGGCGCUGCGCUCUGUAUCAUCUUUUGCACAAUGCAACUAGGGAGAACAAAUCAUAAAAUGUCAAGUCUGGUUUUAAUUUCCUAUCCCCAGCCAUGAAGGAAAAAUCUGACGUCUUUUCACGGAACCAGGACACUUUUUCACGAUGAAAAUUCAUUGCAAGUUUGUGGUGAUCGUUAUAUGCUUCGGAGUUUUGCUACUUUUGUACUUCUUAGUGGGCAAUGCUGCAGACGAGCCGCCUUUGAAAGAAGUUGCGAAUGAUAACUCUUUUCCACCUUCAUCCGGACUGGGAAAAAUAGUUUCCGUGAAGUUGGGAAAAAAACCUCGACUAUCUCGCCUUUCACAAAAUCAGCCACGUCCGAACCGAAGGGAAGGCAAAGUAACGCACAGAGGAGGCUUUGUAAAUGCGAAGCUUAGGCAGAAGAACGAGGCGGGACGUCCUGUGUCCGGGAGUGCCCUGUCGGAGGAUUGGAUGCACCUGGCCGUGGUGGCCUGUGGGAGUCGGCUGGACGAGACGCUCACCUUGAUCAAAUCUGCUCUCCUGUUCAGCGUGAAGAAGAUUAAGUUCCACAUUUUUACCGAGGAUGCCCUAGCCUCGCCUUUCCAGAAAGGGCUCAGCAAGUGGCCCCGCCAUGUCUCCUCAAGGUUUCAGUAUAGUGUUUAUCCAAUCACCUUCUCAGUGGGGAAUGCUGAGGAGUGGAAGAAGCUCUUCAAGCCUUGUGCUGCCCAGAGGCUCUUUCUCCCAGUGAUCUUGAAGGACGUGGACUCCCUCCUGUACGUGGACACGGAUGUUCUCUUCCUGAGGCCCUUGGAUGACAUCUGGAGCUUCCUGAAGGAGUUCAACAGCACCCAGCUGGCCGCCAUGGCGCCCGAGCACGAGAUACCCAAGAUCGGGUGGUACAGUCGCUUCGCGCGACACCCCUUCUACGGGGUGACGGGGGUAAACUCGGGGGUGAUGCUAAUGAACCUCACUCGGAUACGCAGCACUCUCUUCAAGAACAACAUGAUCUCUACUGGCCUGUCAUGGGAGGACCUCCUUCACCCCCUCUACCAAAAGUACAGAAACCACAUCACCUGGGGUGACCAGGACCUUCUCAACAUCAUCUUCCACUUCAACCCUGAGUGCCUCUAUACGUUCCCGUGCCAGUGGAACUACAGGCCUGACCACUGCAUGUAUGGCAGCAACUGCAAGGGGGCGGAGGAAGAGGGCGUGGCUAUUCUUCACGGCAACCGAGGAGCAUAUCACGAUGACAAGCAGCCUGCCUUCAAAGCAGUGUAUGAUGCGAUACAUGAUUAUCCCUUUGAUGACAACAUAUUCCAGUCUUUGUUCUAUCCACUCCAGACGAAGUUCCUGGACACUGUCAACACAUUGUGUGGCAGGAUACCCCAAGUGUUCCUCAAACAAGUGGAAAAGACUAUGAAGACGUUGUACGAGCAGAAAGUGAUCGUUCGUGUGAAACGGCCCCACAAAUAAUUUUUUAUGGAUGGGGGGAAAAAAAUACAAACUUAUCUCAAAUGUUCUCUCUGUGCAUUUUAACUGGGAGGUGCAUACAGAGUACCAACAGAAAGGAAUAUGAAUUCUUGGUCUGUGACAUUACAGCUGAAUCUUUCCAAGGAGGAUGUGCAAUGUAAAGAAAUAAUGCUCCUGAUGUGGACGGGCUGCAUCCUGAUAACAUGGCCAUGUGUACAUGUUUGGGGGCUUGGAAAGGAUGGAAUGGAUCUCCAUCCCUCAGCAUCAGAAAGGAUCUGCAGGGUGUAUACUGGAGGAGGCCUGACACCCAGAUUAUGGGUUCCCAGAGUAUAACAUGCAACGCAGAAGCUGAGCAUUUUGGCCAACAGACCACUCCACAAGGAGUGGCUACAGCAAGGGAAAUAAACGGGAAGAACAUGAAUCCACUUUUGAGAGCCGAUGACCAUUUCUAGAAACUUGCCGUUAACAUGGCUUUUCAACUUGCCUGUUCCUGAUGUUCACAGUCAACAUAAUAUUGCAUUAAAGCAACAUUUUACAGUGCUGGUCAUCUCUGUUGUUACAUAAGUUUCUAUUACUCACAACUCUGCUCAAAAGGAAUAAUGUGAAAUGGAGUAUGUGAAAUCUUAAAUGAAUAUUUCUUAGAGCCAUUGCUGGUAUCUUUUUUGAGUAAAAGGCGAAGGCAGCCAAAGAGAUAACACUCCCAACGGAUGGGCAAUUAUGUACUCAACAAAGGGGACAUUUUUCAGUACAAAGGAGCCAUUUUAAAGUAAACAAAAGAUAUGGAAAGGAAUAGUUUCCUUUACCUGAGCACUGCUAACAAUGUAAAAACAUUGUUGAUUGUCACAUUAUGCUGUCAGAAUGUGAAUUUCGCCCUGUCAUUUACAUUUUGGCAUCAUGUGACACACCCCAGAUAUCACUUUCACUUCCAAAAUCAGAUCAGCAGUGGGCUCAGAAAGGUAAUGCUAUCUCUGAUUGACCCUGAUGAUCUAAACCAUAGAAAAAUAGUCAAGUAAAGAAAUGCUAAUAAUACUACAGUAAAUACAAGUAAUUGUGUCAUCAUCUCUUUAAACGAUCUGUUACUUUCACAGCGUUCUAACAGUAUUUUUGGCUGGACCGCAACAGCGGAUGUCUGUGACUGACUGACUGAGUGAGAGAUGUAGUUACACCAUUGGUCGGCCGAGUUAUGAAGUUACACCAUUGGUCGGCUGGAUCACGUAUGUUAGGUCCAGCCAUAUACUAGGUUUUGACCUGGUCUUGUUUAAAUAUUCUUCUCCAACUCCAUGAUGUCAGAAUUGAUGCCUCAUAGUGAUUUAACCUGCAGAUGUUAUUUAAGCAGUGUGCCACAACGCAUCCAUAGCAGAACUUUCACUAAGAGGUUUCAAACGAGCCCCCUCUUUGCCUGAAGGAGUCUGUGAUUGAUGUCUUUAUGUCCUACAGAGUUGAUGUCUGCAUUAGUCAUGUAUAGCUUUCGGAGGCAUCCAUUGUGAUGAAGCUUCAUUAAGUCUAUCAGAAGUGUUAUCAUGCGACACAGGCUGGUACAGUAUCGCAGUGACUCCUAAUGAGUAUGAGAAUUCAGUGAACAAAUCGCAUACUCCCUGUAAAUGUGGAUUUUGGUGCUGGUGUGGGAGGGGGUGUGCGGUGAAAGAUGGAGUAACAGUAUUAUAUACACUUUUAAAUUCAUUAUCCAAUAAACAGUUUAUCUGUGCACUUUAUAUCAUGCCUGGCUUUUGGAUUUUACAGUACCACAGUCGGAGCAGAAUUCACAGCUCUGAUUUUUGGUACAUCUGAAUUAGCUGCAUUCUUUAAUUUAGAAAAUAUAUGGCCAAAUACUAGGAAAGCAAACCCGGGGUUCUGUGACUCUCAGAUAAAGAACCUGUCCUGUUAAAGCUAUGGUAUGUGUAAUAACUUCAAAGUAUUGUGUAUAUGUUCACAGUUCACAUUUGGAAGUCCGAGCACACACACACAUUAGUUCUGUAGUAGAAUUGUGAGGGCUGGAACAUGCACCUGACAUGUAAAUGUGAUACAAAUAUUUAUAACUGAAGAGUACAGCAAAGCGAUCGGAAGGAUGUUUGAAUAUUCAAACCUAAACACCUUUUUCUGUUGAGAAGUUGUGGUGGAGAAGUAUAGCAUCGCUGUGAUCAUCUCGUCAACUUUGAUACUGAAGACAUUAUUCUCCAGAUUGAUUGUAUUUCCAUAUUACAAUGUUUACUUUUUCUGUUCAAAUUAAGAAAAUGCACUUAAGGUUAAAAACUUCCAAAGCAAAUGAAUGUUAUCUUUCUGUCAGGAUUGCUUUUGUUCACAUUUUUGGCAAAAAAAAAAAAAAAAAAAAAAAUUUGCAUUGCUAUAUUGUUGCAUGAAGUCUUUGUAAUAAAUGAACAUGAAACACU